UAUGCAACGUGUAAUUAACAAGCGUGCUUGUAAUUAGUGUUUAUGACGUCACUUUACCGUAAAGGUCCGGUGCUAUCAGGCACUAAACGGGCGGGUUCACAUCACUUCCAUGUUCGCCAUCCGCCCUUCUCAAGGCAGCAGCUCGUUCACCAGCGAUGCCCGACAAGUCGUACUAGCAUCAUCCACAAGCCCGGGAAAGGACCUGGACAGAGUAUAAAAAUACCCAAACUCCCCAUGAAUUGGUUUCAACAACCUUUCUCUCACAAUUUAUUUCCUGUCAAUCACCUAGAACAAACCGUAUAUCGCAUUUUAGUUCAAGAUGGCCGAGCAAACUCAAGGACAACCUGGCGGAACUGGAAUUGCCGGAAGUACCGGUCAGCAAGACUAUCUUGACAAGGGCGUCGACACCGCUCUCAAUAAGGCCGGCCACGGCCAGUCUCAUUCUACAACUGAGAAGAUCUCUGACGGUAUUCGAAAUGUCUUUAAGAAGGCAACCGGCAAGGAUGUGCCUAUUAAAGACAAGCAGUAAACAUUGGCCGGUACAGAAGAACGUAUCAACCAUGGAACGAUGCUUUUAGACGUCUGGGGUGGAGUUGUAUUGUAGCGCCAAGAAGUAUGAAUACAAUUGAAUCCUUA
Cryptococcus deneoformans JEC21 is the source of this 636-nucleotide messenger RNA. RefSeq names its product expressed protein. The transcript has 3 exons. The coding region runs from base 320 to 529 and encodes 69 amino acids. The record is from RefSeq and is a predicted model, not a curated record. NCBI's taxonomy places the organism in Eukaryota, Fungi, Basidiomycota, Tremellomycetes, Tremellales, Cryptococcaceae.